Lycium ferocissimum is the source of this 2466-nucleotide messenger RNA. Its product is annotated as autophagy-related protein 13a. The coding region runs from base 306 to 2123 and encodes 605 amino acids. Gene Ontology annotation, cellular component: phagophore assembly site; Atg1/ULK1 kinase complex; cytosol. NCBI's taxonomy places the organism in Eukaryota, Viridiplantae, Streptophyta, Magnoliopsida, Solanales, Solanaceae. The record is from RefSeq and is a predicted model, not a curated record. Gene Ontology annotation, biological process: mitophagy; autophagosome assembly; piecemeal microautophagy of the nucleus. The transcript has 4 exons.
AUAGACCCAGUAGUCCGUAUAUGUACAUUUUUGUCUCUCUUCUUUCGGCAUUUUACGCAAUCUCUCUUUAUCUCUCUCUCUUCCGCUUGCUUCAAAGUCUGAGUUUUACUUUCUUCCUUGCUAAUCCCUAUUUGUCCUUUUGUUCUCUCAAGUGUAUAUUCACCCGUAUAGUGCCCCAAGGGAGAGAGCAUAUCUUUAGCAGAUAAUUCUCUUGUCUAUGCAUUGUUAGCGAGUUUGUCAUGUGCAAUCUUAAGUGGCGUAUGGUUGAGAGAAGAUAGGGUUGAUAUUUGUUUGGGGUACAUGAAAUGGAUUUUCAGAAUAACCCACACGGUGAAUAUGGAAGGUUUGAACAGAUACUUGCUCAAUUUCUUCUGAAAACCUUGCAUAUUGUUUUGGACUGUAGAGUUCCUUCGAUCCGACCUUGUGGUCGUAGUGGGGAAGUGAAAAAGAGUGACAAGUGGUUCAAUUUGGUGUUGGGAGAUCGCCCUGCUGUUCUUGAUAAUUUGAAUUUUUGGCAUAGAAACUUGAUGGAGCCAAUGAUAAUAGACAUAAUACUUGUUCAAGAGAAACCUAGUUCUUUGUCAGAGCAUACUACAAGUAUUGCAGGGGCAUAUACAGAAACCAUUAUAGAGAGGUGGGUUGUACAAUAUGAGUAUCUGAGGACAAUGGUUCCUCAAAUUGGUGAUUCGUCUUAUAAGAAAACAUACAAGAAAUCAAUUAUACUGUUUCGCUCCCUUUAUUCAAUGAUGAGACUCCUUCCUGCAUUCAAGGCCUUCAGGAAACUUUCAUCAAGUCAGAGUUGCGACUUUGAUAUCAUUUACAAGGUCUCUUCAUUUAGUGCUCCAUUCUCCAGGUCAGAGGAGGAGUUGAUGAAGCAUUAUACUUUUACUCCCGUUGAUGCCCAGCAGGGCCGUCUUUGUAUAUCUGUGACAUAUCGUGAAGAUCUGUCGGACUUUAACUUGGAGACUGCUGCAUCCUUUCCACCUGCGAUCAUUACAGAUUAUGUAGGCAGUCCUCUUGCUGACCCGAUGAGGUCAUUUCCUUCCUCCUCAUCUGAUAAGUGUGUCCACCCUACAUCAUUUCCCUCGAGAGGGACACAUUCAUCUUCUUCAUCACCUUUCCAGCGCCCACACAGUUGGACAAGUGGUUUCCUCACGUCACCUUCUUUACCUCGGACACAGCCAUAUGUAGGAUCUCCACCUUUGUACCGCUCACCACAUGAGCUUUCAUCUUCACCCAGUGAUGUAUAUGGACAUAGGGUUUCACCUAACAACAGAUUGCCCAUUCACCACAAAGCAACAAGCUUUGAUGAGUACCAGCUUUCACCUCCAUUUUCACCAUCGCCAUCUCCAUCUCCACCCACAUAUCUGUCAGGUGCAAAUCCUGGGCAGACUCGUUUGCGUUCUGGAACUGGCCCUGUCAGUAUCCCUCAUCCAAUUAUGGGUACAAGUUCCAGAUACCUAUCUCCUAAUUUGUCUGAUCCUAACAGACAUUCUCUCCCUCCAAUGUCUCCCAGAAGCACAAAGCAUGAUUCAUCAUUCCAUGAAUCUCCUUCCGGAAUCAGGUCAUUCCGGAAAAUGGAUCCGCAGAGGACUCUAGAGUCUAUCGGCGCUAUCAGUCCUGGACAAAAGAUUUCCAGAGAUACUAGAGAUGAUUCCGGACGGUUCUCUGGUUUGUUAUCUUCAAGUGGUUCGCCACGCUUAUAUUCUAGAAGUUCUAGCAGGCUAUCUUUUCAAGAUGACUUGGAUGUCUGUGAUUUUUCCUGUCCGUUUAUUGUUGAUGAUGUUGAUACUUCCGAUUCACAAGCCAGUGACAACCUCGAUGGGAGAAAAGGUUCAGAAGUUUCUUCUCAGACAUCUGCAACAACCAGAAAAUCCCAAGACGCAGCUGUAGGUGCCCUUGUUCACUUGCUGAGAAGUGCUCCUCCAUUACGCCAAGACUCUAGCUGUUAUACCUCGCAUAGCAUAAAGACUGAACUGGAUGGUGAACUUAGCACUGCAUCUGGAUUAUCCAUCAGUAGGAAGGCAUCAGAUGCAUUGGAGGAGCUUAAAACUUACAAAGAUUUGAAAGAUGUACUGCUGUCUAAGAGCGCAACCCGUUCAGUCAGUGAGGGUGGAAUUUAACCUGGUGUAUCCCACUUACAAAAGUUAGCUCAGAAUGGAUGAAGAUAGUUGAUAUUUCUCCCUAAUGUUGAUAAACAAACUUUUCUAUGGGGAACUCCAUCAUGUAACUUGGAGGGCUAACGGAUUCUGUACAUAAGGUGAUUAAAAUAGCAAACAUUGUUGAAACAGAGUGCUCAUUGACACAUUUUAAGAACAUUGACGGAUGUGAAAAAAAUAAAAAGGAAAAAGAGAAAGAAAAUAACAGUACUUUGGUUCUUCUAAAAGCAGCUUGUUUAACAGGCUUGCUUUUAUUUGUUUGUUAAUUAUAAAUCCGUGUGAUAAAAAGCAGUGAGGUUUUCUGUAA